Achroia grisella is the source of this 1299-nucleotide messenger RNA. RefSeq names its product kinesin-like protein KIF3A. The transcript has 6 exons. The record is from RefSeq and is a predicted model, not a curated record. Lineage: Eukaryota; Metazoa; Arthropoda; Insecta; Lepidoptera; Pyralidae. Bases 1 to 1299 code for a protein of 432 amino acids.
AUGGAAAUCGAGGAAGAAUGCGAAAAAGAGGAAAUGUCUGAAGAAGAACUGUUGGAGGAGACCCUCACCGAGUCGGAGCUGGACAGCCUGGAUCCUGAGGAGAAGAAACUGCGUCGCAAGAUGAGACGGGAGGAGAAGGAGGAACUGAGCAAGGAAAAGGCCCACCAGGCACAGAAGGUGCUUGAGGAAAAGAAGGCGGAGCUCCAGAGGACCAAGAAUCAACUGCAACUGCAACCUCUGAAGUCAAAAGUGUUGGCCGGCGGCGAGUAUCUGCUGGAUAAAGCGGAGACACAACGGCAGCUGCUGGAACGAGCGUCCCGCGAGAACGAACAGCGGCGGCUGAUCGAACUGCAACUGCAGGAAGAUUUACACAAGAAGAAGGCCGAACGUCUAGACUUAGAAGAGCGUUACUCGAGUUUGCAAGAAGAGAACGCAGCCAAAACAUGCGAGCUCAAGCAAGCGGUGCAACUGCUGGACUCCGCUAAAGCGGAGCUGGCGGACCAGCAGCGUGAACAGCAACGAGAGAUGGAGGGCAUCCUAGAUGGAAUACGAGCUCUACGGAGGGAGAUUCAGCUGGCAGAUUUGGUCCUCGACUCGUAUAUACCUAAAGAAUAUCAGGCGUUGAUCGAGCAGUACGUGCACUGGAACGAGCAGUUGGGCGAGUGGCAAGUCAAGUGCGUCGCCUACACCGGAAACAACAUGGCGCCGCACCAACACCACCAGCAACACUCCCAACAACACAAUCACAUGGAGCCGCCGGAUUUGUCUGAUGGGUAUCUGUCGUACAGUCGAGUGAACACGCGGCCCGGUACUCUACUAGCUCGCCCACAGACUUCGUCUGUGCCUGGCACGCGACUAGCUCGCCCCAAGACUUCGUCUGUACCUGGUACUCGACUAGCUCGCCCCCAGAUUUCAUCCGUGCCCGACACUCGACUAGUUCGCCACCAGACUUCGUCCGUGCCUGACACUCUACUAGCUCGCCCCCAGACUUCGUCCGUGCCCGACACUCCACAAGCUCGCCCCCAGACUUCGUCCGUGCCCGACACUCCACAAGCUCGCCCCCAGACUUCGUCCGUGCCCGACACGCGACUAGCUCGCCCCCAGACUUCAUGCGUGCCCGGUACUCGACUAGCUCGCCUCCAGACUUCGUCCACACCGCGCUUUUUUGUUUUGUUUUUUAUUUCUCUCUUUAUUGUUUUUUUGGGAUUUUUGUACACAAAAUGUGACGACGACAAUCCUAUCGUACCUAUGUUAAAUUACAAAAAUAAACUAAAAAUCAACUUAAAUGACUUAAACUAA